Messenger RNA from Uranotaenia lowii, 1381 nucleotides. RefSeq names its product pro-resilin-like. Gene Ontology annotation, cellular component: RNA polymerase II transcription regulator complex. Gene Ontology annotation, biological process: positive regulation of transcription by RNA polymerase II. The record is from RefSeq and is a predicted model, not a curated record. Gene Ontology annotation, molecular function: transcription coactivator activity. Lineage: Eukaryota; Metazoa; Arthropoda; Insecta; Diptera; Culicidae. The transcript is spliced from 2 exons. The coding region runs from base 168 to 1202 and encodes 344 amino acids.
UACUAAUCCCGUCGCAGCGUUUACGUGCAGAUCUCGAGCAGAAUCACCUCUUCGGGGUUUCUUGGCUCGGUUUGGCUUAAGUGUUUAAUUGUUCUACAACCUACUGCAUCUGAAGCGGGUGUGAAUCGUUUAAGAUUUAUUGUGCCUUGGGAUUAACCGUUUUCACAAUGCAGAAGUUUUGCUUGACUUUCGUCGUGUUGGUGGCCAGCGCAGUCCUCGCAGAACCACCGGUUAGUGGAGGAUAUUCCUACUCCAGUCCUUCUGGUCAUGGACACGAUGAUCACGACGAUCAUGGAGGCGGCGGCUACAUUGCCGUUAACAGCGGACAUCAAACCUCCGAAGGCCUUCACGUGGACCCUCAGCUGCUACAUAAAGUGAAAGAAGUUCUGUUGCAGCACGAAAACUCUGGAUCGCACGGAUCGUCGUUCGGUGGCUAUUCGUCUCACUCGUCCCACGGCAUUUCGGUCCCAUCAACAUCCUAUGGCGUCCCAUCUUCAUCCUAUGGAGCACCAUCGCACUCCUACGGACCUCCAUCGCAAUCCUACGGAGUUCCAUCGUUUGGCGGACAUUCAUCACACACGACCGGAAUCGAGCUUGGCCACGUGCGACAAGGAAUCCAGGUCGCUCAGUUCUUCAAGGCAGCUCACGGACCUUCUCAUUCCUACUCUGCUCCUUCCUACUCUUCACAUUCAUCUUCCUACUCUGCUCCUUCUAUCUCUUCUCACUCUUCUUUCGUACCUUCCUUCCCAUCUCACUCUUACUCUGCACCUGCUUUUGUUUCUCAAUCGUACGGUGCUCCAUCUUUCUCAGCAGGACACUCGUCCCAUGGAUCGUCUCACGGUUCAUCUCAUGGAACGUUCCAUGGAUCUUCCCAUGGAUCCUCUCACGGAUCUUCCCACGGAUUCUCUCUCGGAUCCUCUCAUGGUUCUUCUCACGGCUCCUCUCAUGGAUCCUUCUCUGUCCCGUCUUCCUCCUAUGGAGCUCCUUCAUUCGGCAGCAUCGGUGGCGGCAGCAGCUAUCAUCGGGCUCCUUCUUCAAGCUACGGCCCACCAUCUUCCAGCUAUGGAGCUCCUUCUGUCCAUUCGAUCUCCUCUUUCCGUCCUCCUUCCUCAUCCUACCAUGCCCCAUCCAGCAGCUAUCACGCACCAGCCCCAGUGUAUUCUGCCCCCAAACCCGUCUAUGGAGUGCCUCACCAUCACUAAAGUUAAAACAUGAAACCUAGCCAUUCGAGGACACGUUAUCUAAGUCAUUGUGAAAACAGAUAGCAAUAAUUUAUUCACGCUCUUUCAUUUGUCAUGUGAUUGUUUCAUCAAGUAUUGUUGUGUCUAUAAAUAAAACUCAUUUGUUAAAUACUAGUAAAAAUAAAAGAAAUAAACCAAAA